AUGUCCCUGAAAUUUAACCCGGAUGACUCUUUGCUGAACUCGUCCUGGGCCACAGUCCUCCUGAGCGAACGAGAUGUAGCCGGUCAAGUCCCGAUUAACUUUGUUACCACCUCUGCCAUCUCUUUUCGGGCAGCCUGCUUCGGGGACAACGUGUUCGAGAGAUCCGCCGCCGAGAAAUGCCUCUCCAACCUGAUCGCCGUGGGCUACCGACGCUUCAACCUCGAUGUAUACUGGUCGACUGAGCUCCGGCGUUGGCUUCUCUGUCCGGUCUCGAUUCCACAAGAUGUUCGCAUAGUGACAGCCUCGCCGGAUGCGACUCCGACAUCUACUGCGGCAGUCUCAGAAGGUACCGUUACUGCGGAACCCGACGAGUCAUCGGACCGACUCCUCUACGAACUCGGUCCUUAUCAGUGCUCGGAUGACCUCGAUCUACCAGACUUGCUCGACAUCUUCCAGGAUUUCUUCAAAGACACCAAUUCUGAUCUAGUUAUAUACUUGAGAUACCUGUCUCUCAAUCUCCAUGUUGCAGCCGAUCCCACGUCCCCUAACGAACCGGCCUCGACUCUCACUGGCGCAGAGCUUCCGGUCGGUUCCGAGCGCGCGAGCCAUGUGUUGAAAGACAAACUCGGAUCCUAUAUUUACACGCCCUCGCAGCUAUUUGAAGACCGGCGUGAUUUGAAUGACUCGUGGUAUGGGGUUGAUGACGCGUAUAAGCCAAUUGUCCAGUACUUUACCAUAGAGCGAGACCUUGAAGGUGUGCAGAGCACGCCUGACGGUUGGCCGAAUCCGAAGUAUAUCCAACUGGCAGCUGAGCGACGACUGCUAGUUGAGUAUGGCUUGGUCGACCCGCAACUGGAUGACUAUGAUCUGUCCGCAGAGAACGAUGUUAUAUUUUCCCCUGGAUAUCUGACGUCCACGGUCCCUGUUUCCACAGCAGACGAUGGGAGUCUGGAUUCUGGCUGUAUAUACAACGCAGACGAAACCGACAUCGCGAGCGUCAACGCAUCCUGGGCUAUAUCAAGCCGGAUUCCACUCCCUAGAAAUCUCAGUGAUGCCCAGUCCCUCCGGUACAUUUCCGACCUUGUGAUAAACUUGACGGCGUGCGGAAUCACCUCAACACUUAACGACACUUUGUUCGGCGACACAGCCGACAACACCCCAGACCCCUACCGAAACCUCACACUUUCCUCCUCGUGGGCCUGGGCUGCCGGCCAACCCAUCGACCCAACCGCAAGCCGCGACUCUGCAUUCUCAGACGAUCUCCGCUGCGCGGUAAUGGAUCUCUCCGACGACGGCCACUGGCACACCGCAAACUGCAGCAUGGCCCGCCGCGCAGCCUGCCGCGUCGACGACCAACCCUUCCGCUGGACCCUCUCACGCGACCCGCUCUCCUACGCAGACGCCUUCAAAGAAGCCUGCCCAGACGAGGGAACCGCCUUCGCCGUGCCCCGCACAGGCCUCGAAAACACCUACCUCUACCGCACCCUUCUCUCGCAACCAAUCGAUCUGAUUGAUGCCGCCUCUGAGGACCCGCUCGUCCACGAAGUCUGGAUCGAUUUCAACUCCGUCGAUGUAGUCACUUGCUGGGUGACCGGGGGUCCCGACGCGACGUGUCCGUAUACCUCGGACCCGGACCAGCUGGAACGCCGGACCGUCCUCGUCGCUGCUAUCGCGGGUAUUGUUAUUUGUAUAAUCGCCGCGCUGACGCUCUUCGUCAAAUGUAACGCCAAUAGACGAAACUCCAGAAGGAAUCGGAGAAUUAUUCAGGGGUGGGAGUAUGAAGGCGUGCCUUCUUAG
Aspergillus calidoustus is the source of this 1797-nucleotide messenger RNA. The record is from the annotation of a GenBank genome assembly. NCBI's taxonomy places the organism in Eukaryota, Fungi, Ascomycota, Eurotiomycetes, Eurotiales, Aspergillaceae.